Messenger RNA from Dentiscutata heterogama, 2339 nucleotides. NCBI's taxonomy places the organism in Eukaryota, Fungi, Glomeromycota, Glomeromycetes, Diversisporales, Gigasporaceae. The record is from the annotation of a GenBank genome assembly.
ACAUUCAAGACUAUUAUACGAACGUAUUCAAAUCCAACGUUUUAUCGGCUUGGUCGGUUGUAAACUUUUUGGCCGGCUAGGAUCACUUUACACGUUAAGUCCAAUGCGCCAAGAAGCCUUAAGAGAAGAGGCCAUAAAGAGUAUGGCUAAACGGCCUGGCUAUGGCAAGUUCGGACGACAGACCCAACUUAUUACUAAUUACUUUGAAAUCAAAAAGAUCGCGAAUAGGGCAUAUUUUGAAAAAUAUGAGAUUACAAUGAAACUGCAAACUCAACAAAGGCCCGGAGGAGAAGGUUCUCAUCGCCGAAAAGCUCCCAAACAAUUGAAACAACUUCCGACUCACGUCCAACGCGCUAUAUUUCAACAAUUAGAAAAACAAGAGCGUAACGGCUGGUUCAAAGGAGCUGGUGUCGUCUUUGAUGGGAGCACGGCAAUAUAUUCUACUGAUCUUUUGAAUUUAAACUCUGAUUCUGGGACAACAUCGGUCACCUUAAAAGAUGAUCAGGACUUCAGAGGGAAUCCUGCCGAGUAUAAAGUCGAAAUUCGAAGGAUUGAAAAAAUUGACAUUGAUGAAUUAAAAAAGUUUCUUGAAGGAAAAGAAAUGAAGUGGGAAUAUUUUGAUUUAGCUGGCCUUAGAGGGCUUAAUGCCUUAAUACAUCAUAUGCCGUCAAUGAAGUAUACUCAAUUUGGUGAAUCUACAUAUUUACCUUCGACGCGUAAAUCUUUGGGUGGAGGUGUAGAAUUAUGGAUGGGUUGGUUUGAAAGCGUAAGGCCCGGACAAGAUAGCUAUUUUGUCAAUGUUAACACUACUUAUACUGUUUUUUACGAGCCGGGACCCCUGCACUCUUUAAUUAUUAAAUAUCUUAAAUUAGACAACAUUCCGGAUCGAUUUACUCAACAACAACAGGACAAAAUUUCCGAACUUGUCCAUGGAUUGCAAUUUAAAGCCAUCCAUCGCCCUAAAGGUCAAAGGUUUCCUGUUGCAAAGCUAUCUAGUGCUCAAAGAGGACAUAUGAUUAAGCAUACUGCAUUGCGUCCUCAAGACAACAUGGAUAGAAUUACUGAAGGUAUUAAGAAUGUCUUACAAUUCGAAAAAGAUUUUAAAUUAAAGAAAUUUGGAAUGAACAUCGAAGAAAAAAUGGCAGUAAUUCCAGCUCGCAUAUUGAAAGCUCCCAAAGUAUCAUAUCAUAUAACAUCCAAAGCAGGUGGCACAGUUAAACCUCGUGAAGGUGGAUGGAACCUUCGAGAUCGAAAGUUUGUCAGAAGCGGUAAAACACUUCAAUAUUGGGUGGUGGUUGCAUUUGUUCAACAGCAAAAGUUAUCAUUUUCGCAAGCCAAACAAUUCAUAAAAGAACUUGAUAUCGCAGAAGGUAACCCACGAGUCAACUAUGUCAAGCCCAAUGGUGAACCACAUACCUAUCAACACCUUGUCAUACAAGAAUAUAAUAACGCUAAGAAUCACCUAAAGAAUGAUCUUCAAUUGAUGCUUUUUAUUCUUCCGGACGAUGAUGAAAAACGAUAUCGAGCAAUAAAAUAUACAGCAGAUACAGUUCUCGGCGUUCCCUCACAAUGUGUCCAAGUUGAUAAAGUAGGAAAGACAAGUAAACAAUAUUGUGCGAACAUUGCAUUAAAAAUAAAUUUAAAGCUGGGAGGGACAAAUCAAUCCCUUGAAGAUACCGAAAUACCCCUCUUCGCACAAGAGCCGGUAUUGCUGCUUGGUGCCGAUGUCACACACCCAACUGGUGGGCGUGCUGGUCCUUCAAAUAUGCCUUCUAUUUGUGCGGUUGUUGGUUCACUCGAUCGCCAAGGUGGUCGUUUUACUCCAAAACUUGAAAGCCAGAAAACUAGACAAGAGAAGAUUGAAAAUAUGAGUGGGAUGGUAUUGGAAAUUUUGAGAGACUAUCGUGAUAAAAAUAGUAUUUUACCUCGACGGAUUAUCAUGUACCGAGAUGGUGUAUCUGAAAGUCAAUUUGAAAUGGCUUGUACAAAAGUGGAAGAGGGUUAUAGGCCCCCAAUAACUUUUGUAGUCGUCGGUAAACGACAUCAUACACGAUUUUAUCCGCGGCAUGAACGCGAUGCUGACAGCAAAGGAAAUUGUGUUGCUGGCACGGUUGUUGACCAGAAAAUAACACAUCCAUAUUUGUUUGAUUUCUUUCUACAGUCACAUUCAAGUUUACAUGGAACAUCACGACCAGCACACUGUAUGUAUGCUUAUUACUUUGGUCAACUUUACGACUACGCGCAUUUAGCUGCAAAGCGCGCACGAUUGCAUUUGGAACAACAGCAGCGUGGUGAAACAGAGUUUGUAUUGAAGGAAGUUAAAGAAAGCUUAGCUAAAG